Molecule: messenger RNA, 2603 nt
Organism: Monodelphis domestica (gray short-tailed opossum)
Lineage: Eukaryota; Metazoa; Chordata; Mammalia; Didelphimorphia; Didelphidae
Product: heat shock 70 kDa protein 6-like
Molecular function (GO): ATP-dependent protein folding chaperone; ATP binding
Source: RefSeq, a predicted model, not a curated record
GGGUCUGGGCAGCUGCAUAAAAGGCGUGCCUUGAGCCGGGGCUGGCAUAUCCCAGCUGAGCAUACACUGAGAAUACGAGCGAGCUGCGAGCUAAGGUCACCGCAGAACCAGCCACCAGCCCAUAGCCACGAGCCGAGAUCAGAGCGAGAUCCAGGACUCCAGAGGGCACAGCAGCACCGCCAGCACCGCCAGCACCGCCAGCACCGCCAGCACCUCCGUGUCUCCCGGCACCUGCAGCCCCCGCUUCUGUCCAGCCUCAGGAGAGAGAAGACAAGAGGUCCUCCAGAAGUCAUGUCCGCCCCCAAGGGACCCGCCAUCGGCAUCGACCUGGGCACCACCUACUCCUGCGUGGGCGUGUUCCAGCACGGCAAGGUGGAGAUCAUCGCCAACGACCAGGGCAACCGCACCACGCCCAGCUACGUGGCCUUCACGGACACCGAGAGGCUGGUCGGGGAUGCGGCCAAGAACCAGGUGGCCAUGAACCCCCAGAACACCGUGUUCGAUGCCAAGCGGCUGAUCGGCCGCAAGUUCUCGGACGGCGUGGUCCAGGCAGAUAUGAAGCACUGGCCGUUCCAGGUGGUCAGCGAGGCCGGGAAGCCCCAGGUGCGAGUGUCCUACAAGGGGGAGAGCAAGGCCUUCUACCCGGAGGAGAUCUCGUCCAUGGUGCUGAGCAAGAUGAAGGAGACGGCCGAGGCGUACCUGGGCCAGCCGGUCAGCAGCGCUGUCAUCACGGUGCCCGCCUACUUCAACGACGCCCAGAGGCAGGCCACCAAGGAUGCCGGGGCCAUAGCCGGCCUCCACGUGCUGCGGAUCAUCAACGAGCCCACGGCGGCAGCCAUCGCCUACGGGCUGGACAGGGCCGGCUCGUCGCGGGAGAGGAACGUGCUCAUCUUCGAUCUGGGCGGCGGCACCUUCGACGUGUCCAUCCUCACCAUCGACGGGGGCGUUUUUGAGGUGAAGGCCACGGCCGGGGACACCCACCUGGGCGGGGAGGACUUUGACAACCGCCUGGUGAACCACUUCGUGGAGGAGUUUAAGCGCAAGUUCAGGAAGGACAUAAGCCAGAACAAGCGCGCCCUCAGGAGGCUCCGCACUGCCUGCGAACGGGCCAAGCGCACCCUGUCGUCCAGCAGCCAAGCCAGCCUGGAGAUCGAUUCCCUGUACGAGGGCACCGACUUCUACACCAGCAUCACCCGCGCUCGCUUCGAGGAGCUCUGCUCAGACCUGUUCCGCGGAACCCUGGAGCCGGUGCAGAAAGCCCUGGGCGACGCCAAGAUGGACAAGAGCCAGAUCCACGACGUGGUGCUGGUGGGGGGCUCCACGCGGAUCCCUAAAGUCCAGAAGCUGCUGCAGGACUUCUUCGAUGGCAAGGAGCUGAACAAGAGCAUCAACCCGGACGAAGCCGUGGCCUACGGGGCGGCGGUGCAGGCGGCCGUGCUGACGGGAGACAGCUCGCACAAGGUGCAGGAUCUCCUGCUCCUCGACGUGACCCCGCUGUCCCUGGGUCUGGAGACAGCCGGCGGGGUGAUGACGCCGCUCAUCCAGAGGAACUCCACCAUCCCCACCAGGCAGACCCAGACCUUCACCACCUAUUCGGACAACCAGCCCGGGGUCCUGAUCCAGGUCUACGAAGGGGAGAGGGCCAUGACCCGCGACAAUAACUUGCUGGGCACGUUUGAGCUGGGGGGCAUCCCUCCUGCGCCCCGCGGCGUCCCCCGAGUGGAGGUGGCCUUCGACAUCGAUGCCAACGGCAUCCUGAACGUCUCGGCCACCGACAAGAGCACCGGCAAGGCCAACCGCAUCACCAUCACCAAUGACAAGGGCCGGCUGAGCAAGGAGCAGGUGCAGAGGAUGCUGCAGGAGGCCGAGAAGUACAAGGCUGAGGACGAGGCUCAGCGGGACAGGGUGGCUGCCAAGAACGCCCUGGAGGCUUAUGCCUUCCAGGUGAAGAGCGCCGUGCAGGAGGAGUCUCUCCAGGACAAGAUCAAGGAGGAAGACAGAAGGAGGGUGCUGGACAAGUGCCAGGAAGUCCUCUCCUGGCUGGACGCCAACCAGCUGGCAGGCAAGGACGAGUAUGAGCACCGCAGGAAGGAGCUCGAGCGCCUGUGUCACCCCAUCAUGGCCCAGCUCUACCAGGCACCGCCUUCACAGGGAGGGAGCAGCUGUGGGGCCCAGGCCCGGCAUGCCAGCUCCACCUCUGGGCCCAUCAUUGAAGAGGUGGAUUAAGGCACCUUGGCUGGCCAGCAAGCCCAAAUGCUGCUCAUGCCCCCCCAGACUCUGCUCUUUCCCCAACUCCUGUCACUGGGCAGCUCUCUUCCUACCAGCCCCCUCCCUGGGGUCAGCCACCCUUUGGCUUUGCCAGAGAACUCCACUCCUCUCUUCUCUUCUCUUCUCUUCUCUUCUCUUCUCUUCUCUUCUCUUCUCUUCUCUUCUCUUCUCUUCUCUUCUCUUCUCUUCUCUUCGGGACAAGCGGAAGACUGCUGUCUCUUCAGCUCCUUGUCCUAUGACUGUAACCUGUAUCUGCUUUGUUCUUUGCCUCUUGGAAUUGUUUUUUAUCAAAGACAUUUGUAUUAUUUAUUCAGAAAAUGACAAUAAACGAUGAA